AUGAGUGACGAGGAGGUUCUACAGGUUCCAAGGGGAUUAACCUUAGAACAGGCUCAAAAUCUUAGAAGAGAUAGGCGAAUUGACGAGUUGGCAGCAAGGAUGGAUGAGAUAUUAAAAAGGCUUGAUACUCUUGCUGGAGAUUCUUCAAGGAAAGGGAAUUCUAAAUCUAGUUCUGGUUCAAGUGAGGGAGAACAACCAAGGAGGAACCCAAGGAGGCCACGAAAUAAUUAUUCCUCAAGUGAUGAAUCACCAAGGCCUAGGAGAAGAGAUCGACCAAAGGAUGAUGAUAGGAACCUUAGAUUAGAUCUUCCCGAAUUCAAUGGGAGUAUGAAUGAACAUGAAAAAUACUUUGAGUGGAUUAGAAGGGCCGAGACACUCUUUGAUUACAAGGAGUAUGAUGAAAGGAAAAGAUGCAAAUUGGCUGAAUUAAAACUGACCGGUUAUGCUAGUCUUUGGUACGAUAAUCUGAAGAAGAAGAGGCAUAAGGAGGGGCGUGCAAGAAUCUCAACUUGGGAACAACUCAAGAAGCAUAUGAAAAAAAGGUUCGUACCUAGUGAUUAUAUUCAAGAUGUUUAUCUUAAGAUGCAACUUUUUAAACAAAAUUCUAUGACUGUUGAGAAUUAUAUUGGUGAAUUUGAAAAGUUAUGCAUGGUAUGUGGCUUAAAAGAGAUUGUUGAGCAUAAGAUUGCUAGAUUUAUUUCGGGGUUGAAUGAUAAUAUUGCUGAAAAAGUUGAAUUGCAACAAUAUUGGUCCUUUGAGGAUGUUUGCAAGGUAGCUUUGAAAGUUGAAAAACAUAUAAAGGGGAAGAAAGGGACGUACACUAAGUCCUUUGGAAAAGGUUUCACUAAACCUUUUGAGAGGAACAGCUUGGAGAAAAGUGGUUCUAGUUCGAACUACAAGGAGACUAAAUCAAAAUUUGAAGCUCCUAAAAAGCUUGUUGAAGAUAGGAAGUGCUUCAAGUGUGGUAGUGUUGGUCACAUUGCAACUAAUUGUCCAUCAAAAAGAGUAAUGACUGCUCAAGAGUGGGAGCAAGAACAAGCUAAGUGUGAGCAAGGUAGUGACUAUGUAGAAAAAAACGAAGAGGAAAACUUUGAAGAAGAGGAGGGGCAUAUUGACGAAAUUGAUCCCGAGACUCAUGGUCAAAGUUUGGUUCUAAGAAGGGCACUACACUCUAAAACCGUACCUAUGGAAAACAAUCAAAGGGAGAAAAUCUUUCUUACAAGGUACAAGGUAGAUGAUAGGUUGUGUGACAUGAUCAUAGACACGGGGAGUUGCACUAAUGUGGUAUCUACUACUUUGGUAGACAAAUUGACGUGGCCAAUUACUGAACAUCCAAGCCCUUAUAAGCUUCAUUGGCUUAAUAAUUCGAGUGAUGUUAAGGUAACUAAACAAGCCUUAAUCUCCUUUUCAAUUGGUAAAUUUCAUGAUAAAGUUUUGUGUGAUGUUUGUCCUAUGGAUGCUUGUCAUAUACUGUUAGGCCGUCCUUGGCAAUAUGAUAGAUUUGUGAAGUUUGAUGGAAGGACUAAUGUGUAUGUUGUGAGAAAAGGAGAAAAAGAGAGACCGGUUGCUUUAAAACCUUUGAUAAGCAACAAGUCUUCUAAUGUUACCUCUAAUUCGAAGAGUUCUUAUUUGAUUAGUGAGAGGGAAUUAGAAAAAGAAAUUUGCAGCAACAAUGUUGUAUAUAUACUUGUUUCUAAUGAGAUUCGAAUUGAUCAAAAUAAACAAGCAAAGAUGCCGUAUGAAUUGGAAUUUGUUUUAGAAGAAUUCAAGGAUGUCUUUUCUAAGGAAUUACCUCCGGGACUACCUCCUAUUCGUGGGAUAGAGCAUCAAAUUGACUUGAUUCCGGGAGCACCAUUACCUAAUAAGGCAGCCUAUAGAAGUAAUCCGGAAGAAACAAAGGAGAUGCAAAGGCAAAUGGAAGAGCUUAUGGCUAGAGGAUACGUAAGGGAAAGUAUGAGUCCUUGUGCCGUUCCUACUUUACUUGUUCCAAAGAAGGAUGGGAGUUGGCGCAUGUGUAUUGAUAGUAGGAGUGUGAAUAACAUCACUAUCAAAUACCGAUUUCCUAUUCCAAGGUUAGAUGAUCUACUUGAUGAACUACAUGGUUCAAAGUUGUUUUCUAAGAUUGAUCUUAUGAGUGGUUAUCAUCAAAUUCGAAUGAGAGAAGGAGAUGAGUGGAAGACAGAAUUCAAGACUAAGUUAGGGUUUUAUGAAUGGAUGGUGAUGCCGUUUGGACUCACUAAUGCACCUAGCACUUUCAUGAGGUUGAUGCAUGAGGUACUUAAACCUUUCCUUGGCAAGUUUGUUGUUGUUUAUUUAGAUGAUAUUCUGAUAUACUCUAAAAAUUUGCAUGAUCAUCUAAAUCAUCUAACAAGUGUGUUUGAAGUGUUAAGAGAGAAGAAACUCUAUGCUAAGCUUGAAAAAUGCUACUUCUUAGUGCCUAGAGUUACUUUUCUUGGUUAUGUUGUAUCAAAAGAUGGAGUUUCAGUUGAUCAUUCGAAAGUAGAGGCUAUUAAAACUUGGCCUAUUCCUACUAAUAUGAGUGAAUUAAGGUCUUUUCAUGGUCUACCUUCGUUCUAUAGAAGAUUUGUCAAGAAUUUCUCAGAUUUCUCAAGUCCUUUUGAAGUUGAAACCGUUGCUAGUGGAGUUGGAAUUGGAGCAGUUUUACUCCAAAAGAAGAGGCCUAUUGCAUAUUUCACUGAGAAAUUGGGAGGAGCUCGAUUGAACUAUUCUACUUAUGAUAAAGAGUUCUAUGCCAUUGUACAAGAAGGGAAAUCGAAUGUUGUGGCUGAUGCAUUAUCUACAAGAUACACUUUGAUUGGAAUUCUAAAUAGCAAGCUACUUGGUUUUGAAUUGAUCAAAGAAUACUAUAAAAGUGAUGAUGAUUUUGCUACAUUGAUUGAAGAGUGUUCUAAAGGAGCCGUGGGUUCUUAUUUGCUGCAAGAUGGUUUUCUUUUCAAAGGAAAUUGA
Chenopodium quinoa (quinoa) is the source of this 2967-nucleotide messenger RNA. RefSeq lists its product as uncharacterized. Gene Ontology annotation, molecular function: zinc ion binding; nucleic acid binding. The record is from RefSeq and is a predicted model, not a curated record. The transcript has 3 exons. Bases 1 to 2967 code for a protein of 988 amino acids. NCBI's taxonomy places the organism in Eukaryota, Viridiplantae, Streptophyta, Magnoliopsida, Caryophyllales, Amaranthaceae.